This is a messenger RNA of Symbiodinium necroappetens, 588 nucleotides long. NCBI's taxonomy places the organism in Eukaryota, Dinophyceae, Suessiales, Symbiodiniaceae. The record is from the annotation of a GenBank genome assembly.
AUGCAAGCCGUGGACGAGCUCCUGACCAUAGUCAUGGUUACGUCGCCGGUGCCUUCCAACCCAUCGACUGCGAUGCUAGAGCACGUGCUGUCCUCCUGCACGACGGCAGGCGGUUUCAACACGUGCCCGACGAUUGUGGUUUCGGACGGCUACAGGGUUGCAUCUGCCGGGCAACGCCCAAAGCCCAAAGCCGGAAGAGUACCACCAGACUGGGAGGAGCCUUAUGAAGAGUUCAGGCACAAACUGGACAACGUGGACUCCACCGUCUCCAGUGCCCUAUCUGGGGUCCAACACAUUCGUGUCUUGGAGCACAAGGGCUUCGCGGGAUGCUUGCACAUCGCUUUGCGGCAGGUUCGGACGCCUUUCGUCUUGGUGCUGCAGCACGAUCGCCCGUGCCUUCGUCCUUUCGACGGUUCAGGCCUGCUCGCGGCAAUGCUGGGAUGCUCCCAGCUGAAGUACGUGGGCCUGCCCACCAAGGCCUGGGGCAACAGUGGGUACGGGAUAUGCACAUCGAUGCACUUAGAUUUCUUGCAAAAGUGCUGUACUGUCCCAAAAAAGCAAAUCUUUUUCUUUACAAAAGUGCUGUAA